CCCAUGUGGAUGUUGCAAACUGUCAACAUUACCUUACUCACAUCUCCAAGAGGAGGAGAAGCCUCGUUGCUCAACUAUAUAUUUUUUUUUUCCUCUACUUCCUCAUCCACCUUGGAAACUACACCUCGUACGCUACUCAAGAUGAAGGUUGUCGGAUCUACCUGCGCCCUCAAGAGCAAAGUCGGUGGCGAGGACGUGGUGCGCUGCCUGUCCGAUCAGAGCCUUACCAUCUCCAAGUGCAAGAUCCCGCUGCUGGACGAGCAGAUGAGCGUCUUCCUGCAGGACAUGAACAGCUGCUACAGCAAGCUGAAGGAGCUCGUGCCCACCCUGCCCACCAACAAGAAAGCCAGCAAAGUGGAGAUCCUGCAGCACGUCAUCGAUUAUAUCUGGGACCUGCAGGUCGAGCUGGACGAGCCGGAGAAGAGCCGCCAGCACUCCGCCGGCAGCGUCACCCGCACGCCGCUGACCACGCUGAACGCAGAGCUCGCCAGCAUCACAGUGGAGAAUGGCUGCUCAGAUGACAGGAUUAUGUGUCGCUAAGAGCUCGUGGAGCAUCGCACCGUGACCCCACAGCGAGCACCGCCAAGAACGAACAAGGCUACCUGAUGUGGACUUCUCGACCACAUCGAUAAAAUAACCUUGAACUGUGUAGGGACGUUUCAAACUCCCAAAGCUAGGAAAAAAAAAGAAUAAAUAAACGUUAUGUGUGUGCGUGCGUGGACAUCCUCCGGCGGCGAGAAUCCCUGCCACUCACGGCUCUCGAUUCAUCAGAGGGUCCUGAGACAGAGAAGAAGAAGAAGAAGAAGAAGAAGAAGACCGGUAGUGUCCAGAUAAUAGACUGGGUUAGCCCGGGAGGACCAAGACAGAGUUCAGCGCAGCCAGCAUCGCUUGUUGCUUGUAGAGUUUCUAAAGAAAAGCUAAUGUUUCUGUUACGCUCUUUGUAUCUUGUGUAAACCAUGUAGAGAAUUCAUUCAUUUUGUAAAAGAAAAAAAAAGUUAAUUUUCUCAGAUUCCUGAGCGACAAACUGUAUUGUAUAUUACAAUGCCUCAUUACGUGAAGAUAUUGUUUUCUUACAAUGUACCUUAUUGGUGUUUUUAUUAAAACAAGACAAUUAUUUUUGAACAAGAA
Molecule: messenger RNA, 1128 nt
Organism: Lates calcarifer (barramundi perch)
Lineage: Eukaryota; Metazoa; Chordata; Actinopteri; Centropomidae
Gene: id1
Product: inhibitor of DNA binding 1, HLH protein
Exons: 2
Coding region: 4-540 (178 amino acids)
Biological process (GO): circadian regulation of gene expression; negative regulation of transcription by RNA polymerase II; cell differentiation
Cellular component (GO): cytoplasm; nucleus
Molecular function (GO): protein dimerization activity; transcription regulator activity
Source: RefSeq, a predicted model, not a curated record